Messenger RNA from Schistosoma guineensis, 1021 nucleotides. The record is from the annotation of a GenBank genome assembly. Lineage: Eukaryota; Metazoa; Platyhelminthes; Trematoda; Strigeidida; Schistosomatidae.
AUGAAGAGGGCAAGAACAAAGAUAGCAAUAUCAAUGUUGGGCAAAUCAUCGAAUAAUAAUAACGCCUUAAAACGUUUAUGCUCAUUGUUGAAAUCAACAAAGAAAGGCGAAAGCAAAGAUAUUCAACCUAUGCUUGAUUUGAACACACUUUUGCCAAACGAUUUAUCCAGAUACUACACAUAUUCCGGAUCAUUAACUACCCCACCAUGUAAUGAAUGUGUCACAUGGAUCGUUCUAGAUGAGCCAGUAGUGAUGACUAUUGAUCAACUUGAAACAUUACGACAAAUGCAUGCUAAUUGUGUAACCUGUGGUCAAACCGAUAAUUUUCGUCCAAUUUGUCCAAUCGGUUCACGUUUAGUAAGAUGUUCAUUUCGAGUUUAAAAAAAGACGAACAACAAAACAAUCCAAUGUAGCCAGAUUCAUUGAAUACACAUGCAAUUUACUCAUUUAGUCAUUUUAUUUACAACCAUAUACAGAAGAAAAAAACUUUUUUUCUCUCUCUCUUUCAUUUACAAAAGAAUCAGGAAUAUUUCAAUCUAUCCAAUCUAUCUAGUCGAUAUUCACAAUCAUAUGAGACUAUACUAUACAUUGCUUGAUUAUUUCCACAGAAUAUUUACCAAAAAAAGAAAAAAAAUAAUAAAGAGAACCAUUAUAUCAAAUUAUUGUUUUCUGUUCCUUUAAACUAUCAAAUUACUACUAUACACAGUUUAUUCAUCAUUGAAUUGAUGUUGUAAUGCUUCUUCUCAUUAUACUGUAAAAAUUUAACUAAGCAAGAUUCUCAUUUUAUUCUGCUUAAUUAAUUAAUUAACUAAUUAAUUAAUUAAUUAAUUGAUUUCUUACUUUUAUUUUCAUCAUUUAAUUGAUUAUUAUUUAAUUAUUAAUCAUUUUAAAAAGGGUCUCCUUUCCUUUCCUUUACCUCUUUAUCAAUGUUAAUAUAAUUUAAUGAUUUUAGAUUUGAAGAACAUAUUACUUUCACCUUGUUUGUUUUCAGUGAAUUAAACAGAAUAAUAAAUAAUUAAUU